UGUGAAAAUAGAUUCAGGUUUUGCAGCAUUGUGUUUACCUGUUCAGCUUGCACAAGAUGCCACUCCUCAUCCAGGGUCAUUCAUUCGCAGCCUCAGAGUUGACAAGAAGGUGUCCAGCGCAAUCAGGUUCAUUUUUCAUCAUCUGUGGCUUAAGUUUUCCAACAAGCGAUGGCAGAAAAACCCUUGACAGACUGGAACAGCGGUCUUCUUGACUGCUUUGAGGACGCGAGUACUUGUUGCUAUGGUUUCUGGUGCUGCCCUUGCCUUGCCUGCACUGUUUCAGGAGGAUUUGGAGAGAACACUUGUCUCCCAUUAUGUGACAUACUCAGCCCUGCCAUAACAACAGCCUGUGGGAUACCAAUGGCUGUUCCUGCUGCAGUUCUGUCUCUCAGGGCUGCCAUGCGAAACAGAUAUGGUAUCAAGGGUUCUCUCUGUAAGGACAUAGCAGUGUCCUGUUUCUGUGUGUGGUGCUCCUGGUGUCAGAUGCAACGUGAGUUAAAACAUCGCAAAAUAACUCCCACUGUCAUCAAUUUGCAGUCUCAAACCAUUGUCAACAUGCAGCCUCCUCCAAUGAUGAUGGUUUCUGGAAACCCACCCCAAGCUGGUUUUAUGAGCCAACCACAGUUCAUCAUGGCUUCACACUGA
Siniperca chuatsi (mandarin fish) is the source of this 645-nucleotide messenger RNA. RefSeq names its product cornifelin-like. The transcript is spliced from 4 exons. Lineage: Eukaryota; Metazoa; Chordata; Actinopteri; Centrarchiformes; Sinipercidae. The coding region runs from base 169 to 645 and encodes 158 amino acids. The record is from RefSeq and is a predicted model, not a curated record.